Molecule: messenger RNA, 4049 nt
Organism: Linum tenue
Lineage: Eukaryota; Viridiplantae; Streptophyta; Magnoliopsida; Malpighiales; Linaceae
Source: the annotation of a GenBank genome assembly
ACCAUGAAAGAAUUGUUUUGAAGUAAAAGGGAUAAAAAUGGAGAAAGAAAGACAGCCGUAAACUGGUAAAAUCCCGGUGGCAGUGCGUUCGUACGACCACCGUCACACUCACUGUCUCAUUCACUCUUCUUUCUCCUUCUCCUCAUUCUUCUUCCUUGACGAGCUUCUUUGCUUUCUCCAUUGUUCCAAUACCAACCGCCAUCGAUAACCGUUAACGAACGAAAGAACCAACCAACCCCUUCGAAUUGGGAAAGAGCUUCUACGGCAGCCGCCCAUUUGCCUGUCUAACAUAUAGAAUCCCUCCAUUAUCGCUUUCGAAUUCGAUAUUAUUCCGCCCCUUCUCAGAACCCUAGAAGCUUGCGUCGCGCCCGACGCCCGAACCCCUGCUUGUUGUUUGCUUAUUCAUCUCUGUGGGGGUUUAGGGCUGGUUGCGCUUCUGUGAUUGUUUGGCUGGUUUCGAUUCCUUGGCGCCAUGAAACGUGGGUACACGGGUUCUCCGUCCAACUCUGGCGGUCCUCCUAAAUCCAGAUUGAAGCACACCACUGAAGGUGAUACCGACUAUUCCGAGGAUGUUGUGCAGAAAGUGGCGGCCCAUUACAGUGCAAGGACAAAUCAGAGUCUGGCAGAGCGAGAAUCGAGUCCAAUUAUCCAUUUAAAGAAACUUAACAACUGGAUAAAAAGUGUCUUAAUCCAACUGUAUACUCGUAGAGGGGAUGCUGUUCUUGAUCUGGCUUGUGGAAAGGGUGGAGAUCUCAUUAAGUGGGAUAAAGCAAAAGUAGGAUAUUAUGUUGGUGUUGACAUCGCUGAAGGCUCGAUCGAAGAUUGUCGGACCCGUUAUAAUGGUGAUGCCAAUCAUCAUCAAAAUCGUAAGAAGUUCUCAUUCCCAGCUCGUUUGAUAUGUGGAGACUGCUAUGAGAUUCGCUUGGACAAGGUCCUUGCUGAUGAUGCCCCUUUUGAUGUCUGCAGCUGUCAGUUUGCCCUACACUAUUCGUGGUCUACUGAGACACGUGCACGGAGAGCGUUGGCCAAUGUCUCGGCCUUACUACGUCCUGGGGGUACUUUCAUUGGAACAAUGCCAGAUGCUAAUGUUAUCAUAAGAAAACUCAGAGCAUCUGAUGGGCUGUCCUUUGGCAAUAGUGUCUACUGGAUUCGUUUUGAAGAAGAUUAUGCAGAAAAGAGCUUUAGCUCAUCUUCUCCUUUUGGUAUCAAGUACCAGUUCCACCUAGAGGAUGCUGUAGAUUGUCCAGAAUGGAUUGUGCCUGUUGAUGUGUUUAAAGCGUUGGCAGACGAGUAUGAUUUAGAGCUAGUUUUUGCGAAGAAUGCACAUGACUUCGUGCAUGAGUACUUAAAGAAACCAGAAUACGUCGACCUAAUGCGGCGGCUUGGUGCUUUGGGGGAUGAUCGAGACAAGAGCACCCUAUCGCCAGAUGAAUGGGAAGUAGCAUACUUGUACCUUGCAUUCGCCUUGAGAAAGCCCUAUCCUGAUAUGAGUGCUAGUUUAUUUUUAAGUGAGCUCAUGAGCACCAAAAUCCUGGAACAGUAUGCACGAGCUCUAAAUUCUCGAGGAGUAGCCAACAACAAUAUACCAAUGGAUGAAAUAUUAGACGAGGACACAGAGUUAGCAGACGAGAAAACUCCAAUGGGAUCAUUCUCACAACUUCCAUUGCAGUGGCAACAACAACCUCCUUCUGCUCCUUCUCCUCCUUGUGCAGAGCCGCCAUUUGCCCUACCUUCUUCACCAAGCCAACAACUUUCACCGCCGACAUUAUCUGGUAUUCCGGCUAGCGAUCCACCACCUACUCCCAGCCCACCUAUUUCCCAACCUGGACCGAUAACACAAAUUCCAAACCCACCCGACUCUCCGCUCGGCCCACCAACACAAAUUCCAAUCCCGCCUAUCUCUCCGCUAGGCCCACCAACUGAAAUCCCAAGCCCACCUAGCUCUCAACUCGGCCCGCCAAUACAAAUCCCAAGCCCACCUAACUCUCAACUCAGCCCACCAACACCAACACAAAUCCCAAGCCCACCCAACUCUCAGCUCGGCCCACCAACACAAACCCCGAUCAGCCCACCGGCCCACAACCCUUCCGUCCCGAUCGUCUCUCCCGGUCCACCGUCGCCGCCGUCUCAAACGAAGCCCGGGUCCACCGUAUGGUGCGUGGCGAAGCCCUCGGUAUCGGACUCGACGCUCCAACGGGGUUUGGACUAUGCUUGUGGGAUGGGAGCGGAUUGCAAGAUGAUCCAGCCCAGUGCGCCUUGCUUCCAGCCCAAUACUGUCUCGGCCCACUCCUCCUUCGCUUUCAAUAGUUACUGGCAGAAGGCCAAGGCUGCUGGUGGGACUUGUGAUUUUGGUGGGACUGCCAUGCUGGUCUCCAUUGAUCCAAGGGGUUUGAACAAGCAUCCAGAACCGCAGAAGAAAACAAUGGCCGCCGGAGGGGAGAACAAGAGCCGGCGAGCUCUAGGCGACAUCGGGAAUCUGGCAGCAGGCAUCGUCCCUGAAAUCCCCGGGAAGCAGAUCGCUCGCCCAGUCACCAGGAGCUUCCGCGCUCAACUUCUGGCCAACGCCCAAGCCGCCGCCGCCGCGGAUAACAACAAGAAGAAAAUCUGUGUCAAUGUCGAUCACAAGAAGAAGGCGCUUGUAGCGACGAAGAGACCAACAGCCGCCGCCGCCGCUGCUGCCGUACCCAAACAGAAGCCGAAGCCGCCAGUCACCAACGAAGAAGUAAUCGUCCUUAGCUCUGAUUCGGAGGCCAAGAGUAACAAGAAGAAGUGUCAAGAAAAGUCGAAGAAGAAGAACAAGAAGCUUCAGACCCUCACUUCCAUCCUCACAACCUCCAGCAAGUUAGCUUGCAAGCCAAAAGAGAAGGAAGUCUUCAACAUCGAUGCACCAGACGCCGGUAACCAUCUCGCCGCCGUCGAAUACGUCGAGGACAUCUACAAAUUCUACAAGCUCGUGGAGAAUGAGAGCCGGCCGAUUUGCUACAUGAAUUCACAGCCGGAGAUCAACACUCGGAUGCGAUCCAUCCUCGUCGACUGGCUCAUCGACGUCCACCAGAAAUUCGACCUCUCCAGAGAAACCCUGUACCUCACAAUCAACAUCAUCGACCGUUUUCUCUCCGUGCAAACCGUCCAGAGGAAGGAGCUACAGCUCGUCGGAAUCAGCGCCACUCUGAUGGCAUCCAAGUACGAAGAGAUCUGGCCGCCGGAGGUCAACGAACUGGUCAACAUCUCCGACAGAGCCUACUGUGGUCAGCAGAUUCUAGCCAUGGAGAAAACCAUCCUUGCCCACCUCGAAUGGACCCUCACAGUCCCCACCCAGUUCGUCUUUCUCACCCGAUUCGCCAAAGCAGGUGCGGCGGUCUUCGCCGCCUCCACAACUCCGGUGCAUGAUGUGAAGGUGGAGCACAUGGCGAACUACCUGUCGGAGCUCGGCCUGAUGGACUAUGAGUGCUCGGUGAUGUUUCCCCCCUCAAUGGCGGCAGCGGCGGCGGUCUACGUCGCGAGGACGGUGAUGAACCGGGCUCCCGGCUGGACCGAUGUGCUGGAGUUUCACACAGGGUACUCGGAGAAGGAGGUCAGGGAUUGCGGCAGGGUAUUGGUGGAAUUGAUCGGGAAGGUUAAGGAUGGAAAGUUGAAAGCGGUGGCUCACAAGUAUUCCAGCUCGUCGAAGGGAUCUGUCGCUCUGAUCCCAGUACCGUCGCCGGCGGCCAACUCGCUGCCGUGACUUUGAACUGAAUUGCGGAUGGGAAAUUUGGGGGUUAGGGAUUUUGAUCAAUUUCUUGGAUUGAUUGCUUUUGAUUUGCCAAACAGACAGUUGGCAUUUGGCAAGUGGUUUUUCCUUUAGGCACUGAAUUGUAGUAGUUUGAUUUCCUACUGAUCAAAUUGUAGUUUGUAAUGGCUGACGAUGAAAUAAGAAUUGGGCCUGGAGUUGUGAUUAAGCGAUUGGGCUCGUGACAGACACUUACAGGCAGUUUGGACGGUCCAAUAGUCAAUCUUUGCAUGAAGUAGAGGUUGCAAUUUGCAAACUAAUUGGGGUACAUUCUUUUGUA